UUCCUCUUUCCCGUUUAUUAUCGGCAGAGGUCGCAUGGCAGAGGGAAGUCCAACCACUUCUGUACUGGAACCAAUGCAAGAAUAUGCACCUCCAUAACAAAGCCUGUGUGGAGUCCUAAGAGCAGUGGGGGAAAACAAGAGGCUGCAAAUUUACGGGCUGCUGUUCAGCCGUUAAAAAAAAAACAGGUUUUAAAAAGAGAGGAUCUAAGUUGGAGGUCUGCUUUUUAUUUGUUCUGGAACAACGGGAUAGUUUUGCCAACACGUGUGUAUCCAUGAAAUUCGUACUCUGCGUUUUGAGUGAGUGAGUGUUUCGCAUCCUGGUGCGGGGCUCUGAGGAGGACUGCGCAUCACCAGAGUUGGUGCCGAAGUUCGGCCGCGAACGGAUGUGAGGGAAGAGUGUACCGAGUAAAACUCCCCCACUUCUUUUUGUGUGUGUGUGUGUGUGUGUGUGUGUGUGCGUGCGUGUGUGUGUGUGUGUGUCUCCUGCUUCGGCGUUGUGUUUGCUGAGACAAUAGUGAGUCAAAGACGCUGAAAGUGAUUUCAUGCCUUCAGUCUCGCACAACCUGAGAUGGACGUGAGAUUUUAUCCUGCGCCCCCGGCAAAUGUGGGUUCAUGCUCCCUACCGACUGAUCCAAGUUGUCUGAGCUCGUUGGACUAUUACCACUCGAACAAGGCCCGGUACAGUGUGGGUGAACGAGGGGUUAGGCUCCACACUGCCCCCCCUCCAGGCAUCAAUCCAGCUAGGAAAAGACUGCCCACUGCUGUGUUUGAUGGUGACAACAUGUAUAUGAAUGACAAUAACCAAGAGUUUCGGUCUCCAAACCAGAGCUACUCCAGUCAGGGCAGAGGCAGCAGUGGCGGAGGAGGAGCAGGGGAUGAAGACUAUGAGAUCCCCCCCAUCACACCCCCUAACCACGCUGACCCCUCUCUGCUGCACCUCAUGGAGCAUGAGUCAGGUUACCCCUUCCACUCCCUGCCUCACAAUGGCCUGCUCAACACCUACUCCUACCCCGAGCUGCCCGCCCUCAUGAUGUCCAACAUGCUGGGUCAGGACACCCACCUCCUCUCGGGGCCUAUGCACUCUAUAAGCAGUGAGAAGCGGGCCUCAGCAGAAAUGAUGAAGCCCAAACCCAAACCUCAAAAAAAGAAGAAGAAGAAGGACCCCAACGAGCCACAGAAACCUGUGUCAGCGUACGCGCUCUUCUUCAGAGACACCCAGGCUGCCAUCAAGGGCCAAAACCCCAACGCCACCUUCGGGGACGUCUCCAAGAUCGUGGCCUCCAUGUGGGACAGCCUAGGAGAGGAACAAAAGCAGGGGUACAAGAGGAAAACCGAGGCGGCUAAGAAAGAGUACCUGAAAGCCUUGGCCGCGUACCGAGCCAGUCUGGUUUCCAAGACUUACAAUGACCCUGAACCAAAAAGUGCCCAGCAGACCAGCCAGCCCUCCCACCUGCUGCCCCCGAAGCAGCCCCUGUACAGCGUGCCCCCCCAGCCCUCCUCACCCUACCUGGGCCCGCCGGGCUCCUUCCCACUGUCGGACCUCCAGAGCUAUGCCGGGCCACCCCGCCACACCCUGGCCCCGACCCUCAGCCAAUCCCAGAUGCUGCCGCCCAGCAUGAGUGCCUCUCCCCCAGCUCCCUUCCAGAUCAGCCCACCUCUGCACCCCCACGCCCAGCUCUCCCUGCAUCAGAGCUCCCUGCUCAACCAGCCAAUCCGCAUGCAGCAGUCACAGCCAAUCAUCUCACACCAAAUGGGGCUCCAGGCGCCUCUGCAUUCCCCUCCUCUCAGCCAACAGGGAUUUUCCCAUAUCCAGGCUGAUUACCAGAACAGUGUCGGGGGCUCACAGUCUCCAGGGGCCCCGAACCCAGUGCACGGCCAGAACCCUGACUGGGACGGCGAGUACUGCAACAGGGACUGCGGACCCAACCACUGCGGCAGCGGUAUGGGACCUCGGGACAAGCCUCUCUACCUCACUUGAAGUUGAAAGACCUCCAAAUGUCAGACUCCAGGGAGCUUUCCAACAUAACGUCAUCAAUGUAUCAGCUUCUACACCAUUUUGUUUUUCUUUUGGUUUUUUUUGUUUUUUUGUGACGGAUUUCGAAAAUCCCAAAGACUGCUACAGUAACUUCACCUAUUUGCCAAGCACUUAGAUCGGCCAGAAGCCUGAGGCACUUCUCUUGCUUUUUCUUUUUUUUCCCUUAUCAGUGAACUUUCCUUUUUUUUUGCGGGGGCAGUGAGUUUUAAGCUCAUGCCAACAUACUGGAAAGGAAGACCAAAAAAAGAAAAAGUCUUCUCAUUUUGUUUUGAAUUUUUUAAAGAUGCUUUCUCUCCUCCUCACUCCAUUACUCUGUGUUUGCCAUGGACUGCCCUCAUUGGGGAGAUGAAAUGCUCUAAGCAUACUCAAAGUGUAGGGGUCUUGGGUAGAAAACCUAAUGCAGGAAACUAGAAUAUAGUCACCUCAGCAGGGGUGGAUGUACUACAGGACAGACUGAAACACCCCGACUGAGAGAAAGCAAAGUAAAAUUUUAAAGAAGAUAGUCACAAACACAUAAGACAUUUGUAAAUCAUCCUUGCCCAUAGUAAAGGACUCCCUCAUUUCCUUUCUUUCUCACAGAGUGAUUGUAAAUAUCACCAAAAUGGAUCCCUCUUAUGUGUGUAUUUAGCUGCAGUCCCUUGCUUUCUUUUUUUUUUAACAUUCUUUUUGUUUGGUUACGUGAUUUUCGUGCAGGCGGAUUCAGUGAGGGAAUACACACACUAAAAGUUGUGUUGAAACUGUGUUCACUCGUCUUGUUUCUCUCCAAAACGAGAAAGAAGGGACUGAAAAAAGCUCCAUUUCCUCUUUAAACUGGCGGAGCUCCGAUAGAGAGUGUCGCUCUCUUCACACGGCCUCAGGACGUUACAGAACUGAAGAGGUCAAAGGUUGAUACCUCUCCUUUUAGCUCCUCCUCCUCUUGGUCAGUAAGGACCCCCCCUCCCACCUGUAAUCCCGCCCACCUCCCCUUAGUCCCGACACCACUUGUACAGGUGAAUAAAAAAAAGUUGCUAAAUGUGAAAUGUUACUAAAGAAAAAAAAACAUAACAGUGGGUUUUAAAGUUUUUGACUAGUUUUAUUAGGUGUUUUAGGAUUGUGUUGAACUCAUCUUUAUCAUUUUUUGUGAAGAAAAAAAAAUUCUGAAGAUAUUUUGUUUUUUUCACUGUAGCAGGACUUGCGUUUCGGACGGACAGACAUGGGGGUAGAGAUUUUAAUUUUGUGUAUAAACCUGCCAAAUGUACUUCUUUAAUUUGUAAAGCCAGUGAUGAGAGAACCCAUUUUGUUCUGUUGAAUAUCAUAUGUUUUACAAUAUGGUCAUUCUAUUUAAUUUGGUUGCAGGUUUCACAUCUAUUUAUGAAUGAUAUGAAGUAACAUUUUGGCUUAUUUUCAUCAGGGUGCAUUAUUAUUAUUAUUAUUAUUAUUAUUAUUAUUAUUAUUAUUAUUAUUAUUGAUCAAACACCAUGAUUAUUAGAAUAAUAAAUAUUUUUUCAGAAAUUGUUGUUGGUGCAAAACCAGUGUACCAGCAUUAGAUUCAUUUUGUGUCACAAAUACUUCUUUUGUUUUCUUUUGUCUGUAAUAAAAUGUUUAAAGUGGAGAAA
Messenger RNA from Dicentrarchus labrax (European seabass), 3630 nucleotides. RefSeq names its product thymocyte selection-associated high mobility group box protein TOX. Gene Ontology annotation, biological process: regulation of transcription by RNA polymerase II. Gene Ontology annotation, molecular function: chromatin DNA binding. Gene Ontology annotation, cellular component: nucleus. The record is from RefSeq and is a predicted model, not a curated record. NCBI's taxonomy places the organism in Eukaryota, Metazoa, Chordata, Actinopteri, Moronidae. The coding region runs from base 569 to 1978 and encodes 469 amino acids. The transcript is spliced from 9 exons.